UGCGAGACUCCCAUGCAAAAACUUCGACACUGCAGCCUCGCCAGACUUUCCUACAGGUCCCCCGUUAGAACCCCGAAACCUGGAGGAUGGAGAACAUGGAGCUGGUCACAAGUGGCUCGGGAGUACUGUCACGAUGUUUUUACAGAUAACCUACUGACGAAACGUGUUUCGUGUCCCACGAGUGCAUUAUUAACUUUAUUGCUAUCACAAACCUACUCAGGGGUCGACGAAAGCGUGUAGCUGGGUGGACAACACAGACAUCAGCAGGAACCUCAAGACGCCAGAAACGAUCAGCAGGGACAAAAGGUUGGAGGUCGGGUGUGGCCAUGUAUCGGAGAAUCCCUUACAAACAACCACCCAGGUACAGCGAGCUGGUAGUUUUAUUCCGUGACCAGGAGCAUGUGAACUAUACCGGAAGUGUGCAGGUGCAGCUACGGUGACUCGCACACUCACGUCUUCCUCCCAGUCCUUGAACUCGAAGACCUCCCAUCCCGACAGGCAUUGCGAGGGAAAGCACGCUGCAGGAACACUAGCGCCGCCUCUGGUGGAGGAGCGAGUGUCUCACGGAGGGAGCGCAUCGUCGGACCAACUGCCUCCAGCUUGCCACUCGCUGUAACCCACACCUACAGCGACACACACAGCAACAUGCUGCAGCUGCCGUGCCUGGCCGCCGUGGUCGUAACCUUGAUGGCCUCCUGUGCCUCAGGUGACACAGGUUAUUUCUGGCACGUGACUGACUUUCAUUACGACUUCACCUACUGGGAUCACCAACUGUCCUGCAACAACAACGUCACCAACCCGGGUCCGCUGGGCGACUACUGGUGUGACUCACCCUGGAGACUGGUCACCGACACCAUCGCCGCCAUGGGUGACAUCAAGUCUGAUGUGGACUUCCUGAUAUGGACCGGGGACACGGUGGCGCACAUCGAAGACGAGCACCUCAACGUCAGCCUCAACAUGGAGAUCAUGCAGAACCUCACCGACGCUCUGGAUUCUGGCUUCCCCAACAAAACAAUCUACGCCACGUUCGGCAACCACGACUACCACCCGACCAACCAGUUUCCCGCCACUGGCAGCGAAAUCUACAAUCGUACCGCAGAGAUGUGGAAGAAGUGGAUCCAAGAGGAAGAACAAAUGAACAACUUCCGGAAGGGUGGCUAUUACACCAAAUCAAUCUGGCCUAACUUGAGAAUUGUGGGACUCAAUACUAAUCUCUACUACACGUCAGACAAAGUGACUGUCAACAUACCUGAUCCCACAGGACAGCUAGCCUGGUUGAGUCAAACUUUGCAAAAUGCAAAAAAUAAAACAGAAAAGGUUAUCGUUACUGCUCAUAUCCCUCCCGGCGUGCACACACCAAGCCGCGUGGUGUGGUUCCAGGAGGCGUUCGUCGCGCCGUUCAUGACUAUCAUCAGCAACUUCUCCGACAUCAUUGUUGGCAUGCACUUCGGCCACGACCAUCAUGAUGGCUUUAAGGUCUUUUACGACAGUCAGGGUCAGCCAGCUGUCCCGCUGUUCGUUGCGCCCUCUGUGACCCCCUGGCGUUACAAGUUGAAGACUGGGGAGAUCGGUCCCCCUCACAACCCCGCCGUCAGGCUCGUCUCCUUCGACCGCACCUCUGGAAAACAUCUGAACAUCCAGCAGUACCGCCUGGACCUGCCUCAGGGCAAUCUUCAGAAAAAGGCCAACUUCACCUUGCUGUACAACUUCACACAGCAAUAUCAAGUGAACGAUAUCACCGCAGCAUCCCUGCACGAGCUCACCGUGCGCAUGAAGCGUGUCAACUCUGAAGGAGAUCAACUUGUCAAUGAUUAUUACAGAUUCACCACCGCUGAUGCAGUGCAGGAAGACUCAGCCAAGACCUGCGAUAGUGUGUGCCAAAGUCGCAUAAGAUGUGGACUAACCGACCACCUGAUGGGCAGUUUCGACGCAUGCGUGGCGAAAUACACAACAGACACCUCAGCUUCUCACAAUCUUAUAAGUGUUGACCUUGUCCUGCUCCUUUUGAUGACCUGUCUAAGCAUGGAGCUCUUCUUUAAUUAGUCCCAAACUGAUUGACCGCUUGGGCAUAGAGAGCAGGAGUGUAUAAAGUUGUCUCCAUUUAGAAGUAGCUAGUUUGCUUUAGGUCUUACAUGUUGCUGCUGAUGACUAUCCUCUUAGUGAUUUUGCUGUACGCCGUCAGUGACUAAUCUGUUUGAAACCAGGGCUCUUAUUCACGAAACACUUUUACCCAACCUGUUACUUUACCCGAGUUGGGAAGUCGGCUCAUGUGAGAUAGCGGCUCAAACCUAUAGAGAUGGGGUAGACCUACCCAAAUCCUUUUACCAGCCGGUAUUUUAUUGGAGCGUUCCUCUUUCCGUAACUUUCUCCCCUCUAGGGUAAAUAUGGCGGACAUCGUGAUUGACUUACUUCGACCGAAGUGAACACAAUUGGCCUUUCGGGGUUUUUUUUUUUUGUUGUUUUUUUUUUUUGUUUGUUUUUUGUGGUUUUUUUUUUUGUUUUUUUUUUUUGUUGUUUUUUUUUUGUUUUGCUGGUUGCUUCAGAAUGAAAAUAAAUUAUCAAUUUUGUAAUCAUGUUGAUUAAUCUGAUUGAGGAAUAUCAUUUGGUCAUAAUAAAUAAACUCGACUUUCCAUUGCUUCUUGCUUGCUUUUUUCGAUUUAAAAAAUCUCCAUUUAGUUAUUUUAGUUAUUUCAUGCUUCAUCCUCCGACCCAAAAUUGCAUACCCUCAUACCCUUUCUCGGAAAUCCCGGUUGUAUUUCCUCAGUGGCUUAUAAAUCCUGAGUUAUUUUGCCUGUCUGGAUUCCCUACCCAAGUUAGAGUAAUCUUAUCAAUGGGUACGCCGCUGGUGUCCAUGAAUAUGAGCCCUGACUGUUCUCUUUUCUCAAACCCUUCUGGACAUCGGUGAUCUACUACGUCAUUCGGACCGUUGUACCGUCUGCGUCCAGUGACCAAACGUCGCCCCGUCAUCUAACCUUUCCUCCUUUCUUUGAUUGAAGACCAACUGCUGACAUAUACAGUAGUGGAUUCAUCCAGCAGUUGAUCUUCACUAUUGUUUAUUUACAUGAUCUCUUGUGUAUAAGCGGAAACAAAACAUGGAUGAAGAUCUUUUUCUUCAGGCGCUUACAAAUGAGCUCUGACGAAAAGCAUCUGACAUAAUUUUUUUAAGGUCUGCGUUAUCUAACUGAAACAUGCUUAUUGUCAACAGCCUUAACUUUUACAAAUCUUACAAAAAUGUAUUAAAAUAAUUGAAAAUAAAAAUUUGAUUGAACAGUAA
This is a messenger RNA of Pomacea canaliculata, 3274 nucleotides long. RefSeq names its product acid sphingomyelinase-like phosphodiesterase 3b. Lineage: Eukaryota; Metazoa; Mollusca; Gastropoda; Architaenioglossa; Ampullariidae. The transcript has 9 exons. The record is from RefSeq and is a predicted model, not a curated record. The coding region runs from base 646 to 2043 and encodes 465 amino acids. Gene Ontology annotation, molecular function: hydrolase activity.